Molecule: messenger RNA, 471 nt
Organism: Penicillium diatomitis
Lineage: Eukaryota; Fungi; Ascomycota; Eurotiomycetes; Eurotiales; Aspergillaceae
Exons: 1
Coding region: 1-471 (156 amino acids)
Source: RefSeq, a predicted model, not a curated record
AUGGGUCUCACAGCCCCCCGUUUUCCCUUCCUCCUCCAUCUUUUCAAAGGUACACCAGAUGUCAUUGUGGAUCCGGCAACAGGGCCCAUGGAGCCAAUCAACCGGACAGACCACGAAAGACUGGACGGAGUCGGGGAAACGUUCGAGUUCCCUGGGGACGACGGACACAGCCUGGGAAUGCCACAGAAGGGAAUGACGCGGAUCGGGAUGAGGUCAGAUCGUACCUCCAGUCGAUCGAUUAGCUUUGUGGAUAUCCCUCAGGAUCUUGGUAGCACCUCGACUGGCUGCAUAAUUCCUGUUUUGAAGGGUAGUCCCUCCCAUCCAGCUCCCAGGGUUGGCCGGUUCGUUGCUAGUCCACCUGCUGAUAAGGCAAUUAUGAAGGCGUGGACUCCGUGGAGUGGACAUGGGCCGUGGCAGGAAUUGAACCUACGGGUUGAGCCAGUGUGGUGGCGCACCCAGUGGACAGAGUGA